AUGAGGAAGUGUCAAAACAGAGCGCGGACUUGUGCUGGCUACACCGUGGAGCUACAGCCACUUUUACGCACGGUUCUCCACCGCAUGCAGCUGCUCUCCUACUUGAAAUAAACAAACAGGACUGCUUCCCCUGUGACUUGUGUCGCCUACCUAUGAUGGCUUUCGCUAUGCUGAGGCCGGUGUCCACGCAUCCGUUCUCCUACCCCGCGGACCUGACCUUGAUGUCGGACGACGAGGAGGGGAACCGCAGCGAGAGCGACGGCAGCACCGACCAGAGCUACGGCUGCUGCGGGGCGACGGGGGAGAGUUACCGGCGGGAGUCCGGCGGCGUGGUGAUCCGCCAGCGCAACGCCGCCAACGCCAGGGAGAGACACCGGACUCAGAACGUGAACACGGCCUUCACGGCGCUGCGGACGCUCAUCCCCACGGAGCCGGUGGACAGAAAACUCUCCAAAAUCGAGACGCUGCGCCUCGCGUCCAGCUACAUCUCCCACUUGGCCAACGUGCUGGUGGUCGGGGACGGCAGGGAGGACGGACAGCCGUGUCUGAGCGCAGUCUACAAGGAGGUGAAAGGGAGUGGAGAAGGCAAGCAGCCCCGGACUAUCUGCACAUUCUGCCUGAGCAACCAACGAAAAGGGGUAAAGUUCAGGCGAGACUGUGUGAAAAUGCACACGAGCAGACAAAUAAGCAGACGAUGAAAGCGUUUGAUGGGAUCUUCUCUUCAGAGCAGAUGUCGGGGGGAAACACCCCCCAGCAGUCAUUCCUAGAGACUUGAAGCAUCUCAGCAGCAGCAGCAGCAGCAGCACAGCGGUCUUAAAGAGCUUCUCUGACUUUGCCUGAUUGGUCAGUUUACCCAGAGGGAGAUGGGACGAUUGGCAUAAAAAAAACCUUUUUUGUGUCUCCAGCGGAUACAACAGGUCCAGUGUUUGCAUCCUGCCGCCUCGCUAUUAAAUGUCAUUGAGGGAUGUUUAAAAACCGACUCUGUAAUGACAUGAUGACCGACCUCAGAUGGAAAUCGAUACCAACUCUGGAUGACUGAUGGUUUUUAUUAUGCAGCACUUUGGAUAAUAGUGGUCACUUGUGGUCACUAUAAGUCGUAAACUGUGACCAAAAAUGUCAACAAAAAGGGUUUUCUUCCUCUGAAACUGUAUUGCUGUUAAAAGCACAUAACAUCAAUAAUGCUUUACUUUAAAUUAGGCUCAUUUAUCGGUCGUAGCUUACAAAGAUUUUGUUUAUCAUCAGCUUUAAUUCCACGUGUGUGUUGCCUGGAUGAUCCAAAAAAAAAAAAAAAAUGGCGGCUGGAUCUGGAGACACUUCAGUGCCCAUCAUCUUAUCACCGUUUGGGUCAGACACUGGUGAGAUAAACUCCUCUGCAUAGCUCUUUAAGAUGAAAUUAGAUAAUUUUUAAAUCCUCAAGAUGUUUCUGGGAAGGUUUUGCUCUCGAACACACAGCUGAGCCGCUGCAGGAGUAAAUAAGGACGGACCGCUCCGACCUCCCCGAGCUGCUGUUGUCAAGUCGAAUGCAGCGGGACACAUCGGCGGGACUCUAUUUUGUUUGUUUUUUUUCAUUACAUGUUGGUGUCUACUUUGAAAUUAAAUUUAUUUUUACAUA
This is a messenger RNA of Stegastes partitus (bicolor damselfish), 1612 nucleotides long. RefSeq names its product transcription factor 15-like. Gene Ontology annotation, biological process: developmental process; regulation of transcription by RNA polymerase II. The transcript has 2 exons. The record is from RefSeq and is a predicted model, not a curated record. Gene Ontology annotation, molecular function: DNA-binding transcription factor activity, RNA polymerase II-specific; protein dimerization activity; RNA polymerase II transcription regulatory region sequence-specific DNA binding. Bases 153 to 698 code for a protein of 181 amino acids. Lineage: Eukaryota; Metazoa; Chordata; Actinopteri; Pomacentridae.